Acromyrmex echinatior (Panamanian leafcutter ant) is the source of this 773-nucleotide messenger RNA. RefSeq lists its product as uncharacterized. Lineage: Eukaryota; Metazoa; Arthropoda; Insecta; Hymenoptera; Formicidae. The record is from RefSeq and is a predicted model, not a curated record.
AUGACUGAUGACAUGCUAUACCAGCAAAUUGGUGACAGAAAUCGAGCAGAGUCUACCAUGAUAUUUCCGAAAACAUCAGAAAUACGUAAAAAAUGGAUCGACGCUUGCGGAUUGCAUAAAAAAGAUGUAUCCCGAAUUUAUAUUUGCUCACAUCACUUUGAAUUACCUGAUAAUUUAGUUGUAUUAAAGAGAUUACCUUCUGGGACUAUACCCACUGUAGAAAUAACUGUACCAAAUCACUCAGUUGAAUUAUCAAAUGUGUCAACAAUAAAAAGUACUACAGUUAAUACAUCGAAAUCAUCUGAAGUGAACAUCUCCAAUUUUGAUAUAAUGGAUUAUGCUAACGCUGUUCAUUCAAUAUCGGAAGCUUCGACUUAUCAUUCAUUGCCAGUAAUAGAAAGUACUAGUAUGUCAAAUUUAUCUGAAGUGAAUAUUACAUCUCCAAUUGUAUCUAAUGAAAUGGAUUUUGAUGAUGAAGUUCAGAUAAUAUCUGAAGUUUUCAUUUAUUAUUCACCUUCUAAAGAGAACAUUUCUCCUCCUCGAAAGAAACGUUCGUUUGCAGAGCCAAGAUAUAUUUCAGAAAUUAAUAUCAGUGACGUUAGUACACCGAGAAAAACGAGAAGAUUAAUCAAUUUUAUUAAAAAAAUGAAUCAAAAGAAAAGCAAACAAAUCAAAUCUUUACAAGAUGAAAACAGAAGACUUCGAAAGCGAAUUACUACAUUGCGAUUAAGACGAUUUUAUUCGUAAAAAAUAUACAAAACUUAUUUUAUUCC